Molecule: messenger RNA, 2071 nt
Organism: Onychomys torridus (southern grasshopper mouse)
Lineage: Eukaryota; Metazoa; Chordata; Mammalia; Rodentia; Cricetidae
Product: leukocyte immunoglobulin-like receptor subfamily A member 6
Exons: 10
Coding region: 78-1832 (584 amino acids)
Biological process (GO): cytokine-mediated signaling pathway
Molecular function (GO): inhibitory MHC class I receptor activity
Source: RefSeq, a predicted model, not a curated record
CCAGCCCUGUGGUGACCCCAGGAGGGCACGUGACCCUUCAGUGUGUCUCACAACAGGCAUAUGACAGGUUCAUUCUAAUGAAGGAAGAUGAGAAGUUCUCCAGGCCUUUGCCCUCACAGAACAUAUACCCUGGGCUAUUUGGCACCCCUUUCUCUGUCGAUGCUGUGACCCCCAACCAGAGGUGGAGGUUCACAUGCUAUGGCUAUUAUUUGAGAAACACCCAGGCAUGGUCAGUGCCCAGUAACCACCUAGAGCUCCUGGUCUCAGGGAGCCUCCAGAAACCCACAAUCUGGGCUGAGCCAGGCUCUGUGAUCAACUCAGGGAAUCCUGUGACAAUUUGGUGUGAGGGAACAAUGGAAACUCAAAUGUAUAUCCUGUAUAAAGAAGGAAGCCCAGCACCAUGGGGCAGAUUGACUGCACCAGUGCCUGAUCACAAGGCCAAGUUUUUCAUCCCUUCCAUGAGAGUGCAUAAUGCAGGACGAUAUCACUGUUACUGUUAUAACUCUGCUGGCUGGACACAACACAGUGACUCCCUGGAGCUGAUGGUGACAGGUGUCCACCAUGGUAAACCUACUCUUUCAGCUGUGCCUAGCCCUGUGGUGACCUCAGGUGGGAAUGUGACCCUUCAGUGUGUCUCAUCCAAAGGAUACGAUGGGUUCAUUUUGACUGGGGAAGAUCUGAAGUUCUCCAGGUCCCAAAAGGCACAACUCAUACACGCUGGACUGUCCCUAACUCUGUUUCCUGAGAUCUCUGUGAUAUCCAGCAAGAGUGGUCCUUUCAGAUGUUAUGGAUACUAUACAAAUACCUCCUUUGUGUGGUCAGAGGCCAGUGACCCUCUGGAGAUACAUGUCUCAGGGCUGUCAGGGAAGCCCUUCCUGGUGACUCAGCAUGGCCCUGUCCUGGGCCCUGGAGAAAACCUGACACUUCAGUGUUCCUCUGAGAUAAGUUAUAACAGAUUUGUUCUGUCCAAAGAAGGGGAAAGUGACCUCCCCGAGGUCUCGGUUCAUCAGACCCAGGCUGGACAUUUUUAUGCCAACUUCACCCUAGGCUCUGUGAAUUUCUCCAUUGGUGGCCGGUAUAGAUGCUAUGGUUCCUAUAACUUCUCUGAGUUGUCAGCCCCCAGUGACCCUCUGGACAUACUGAUCAUAGGACAUCCUCCUGUCACACUCAAUCUCUCAGUGCAUCCAGGCACUACUGUGUCCUCAGGAGAGAAUGUGACUCUGCUGUGUCAAUCAUCAGUCCCAGUGGACAAAUUCUUUCUGUUCAAGGAAGGUGCAGCCCAUCCCUACAUGCAACAAAGAUCAAAGUCUCAAGAUCUACAAUAUGAGGCAGAAUUCUUCAUGAGUGCUAUGACCUUGGCCUUUGGGGGUUCUUACAUAUGUUUUGGUUCUCAAAACUCAUCCCCUUACCUGCUGUCACAUGCCAGUGUUCCUGUGGAGAUCAUAGUCUCAGUCCAGACAAAGACUGACUUGCAACAUGCUACAGUCUCAGCGAACAAGGGCAAAAGCUUUCAGAAGAGAUCCAAACCAGCUCCUGUCAUCCAGGAAGAAAUCUUAUAUGCUACUGUGAAGGUCACACAGCCUGCAGACAGCAUGGAGCUGGAUGUCCUGGUGAAGCCCUCAAGACUCAGAAGGACAGAGAUCACCUCUUCUCUCAUGCCAAAGAAAUCAUUGGCCUCAAAUGACACACAGUCAAAAGGAAAUCAAGUGAUAGAUGAGAAGGCUGCUACAACAGAGGAGCCACAUGAUGUGACCUAUGCCAAGCUGUGCAUCCUGACCCCGAGACAGGGACAUGUGAACCUCCCACCUUCCAGGCAGAAACGUCCAACCUGAGAAAUACUCUGGCCUCUACCAAUCCAGGGAGAUCCACAUUCUGCAUUCCAUGGAGGAGGGAGGACUCAGGGACGUCAGAACACAAGAUUUGCCUCAGGUGCACAGUCAUAGUGCAGACAUGACCAGUCUCUAGGAAAUCCUGAGAAAUUUGGGCAUCUGAUUUGGUUGUUCCUUUGUUUUAUAAAUAAGGCAAAUGCUUUGUCAGUGACUAAUAGAUAAAAUGAGGAAAGAAGAAAGGA